AUGUCAAAUAGUAGUAAUACAAACGAUCAAGCCAGCUUUAUUCGAGCUGUUGAAGAAGCAUUUUUUUUACUUGAUCGUGAUCAAGAUCGAUCUGUUGGUACAGAUGACUUUUGUGCUAUUGCUAAAUCUGUUGGUAUAAACUUAGAUUCUGACGAAGCAUUAUUACUUCUUCGUUCAGCUCUGCAUGAACAAACAGAUGAUCCGACAUGUGAAGCAAAAUUAACAGUCGAUCAAUAUUCAACAUUCAUGCUUCGUCAUGUUGGUCCAUCAGAAUUAAAUGAUGAAUUACGUCGAACAUUUGAUGCUUUAGAUCAAGAUCAUGAUGGAAAAAUAUCUCGACAAGAUAUGGAUCGACUUCGUCAUGAAACUAAUUUUUUUGAUAAACUUGACAAUGAUCAAUAUGAAUUAAUUGUUCAAGAAUUAUUAGUUCAUGGAAAUAAUGGAAUGAAUUUUGAUCAAUUUGUACGCUUGAUGAUGCAAUCAUAG
Molecule: messenger RNA, 486 nt
Organism: Rotaria sp. Silwood2
Lineage: Eukaryota; Metazoa; Rotifera; Eurotatoria; Philodinida; Philodinidae
Source: the annotation of a GenBank genome assembly